AUGCCAAAGUACACAGUGCAUGUCCGAGGGGAAUGGCUGGCAGUGCCUUGCCAAAUGGGCACUAACACAGUGAGAUGGCUGGGGAAGGAAGCUGUGAGACGUUACAUGAAAAACAAGCCUGAUAAUGGGGGCUUUGCCUCAGUAGAAGAAGUGAAAUUCUGUGUUCGGAGGUGCAAAGGCCUUGGCUUACUGGAUCAUGAUGAUACUUUGGAGGACACACUAGAGGACAAUGAGUUUGUUGAAGUUGUUAUAGAAGGAGAUGUAAUGUCUCCGGAUUUCAUUGCAUCUAAGCUAGAAGGAGUUUAUUUAUAUAGCAAAUAUCCAGAACCAGAAAAGUAUAUUUAUUUAGAUGGGAACAGCUUAACAACAGAGGACCUGGUCAAUUUAGGAAAGGGGCUCUACAAGAUCAAGCUCACACCUGAAGCUGAAGCUAAAGUCAGACAAUCAAGAGAAGUGAUUGAAAGAAUUGUAAAAGAACAGACUGUUGUUUAUGGAAUCACCACUGGCUUUGGGAAGUUUGCUCGAACUGUUAUUCCAACUAGUAAACUCAAGGAACUUCAAGUGAACUUAAUUCGGUCACAUUCUGCAGGUGUCGGGAAGCCUUUGAUCCCAGAGAGAUCUCGCAUGCUUUUAGCUCUCAGGAUCAAUAUCUUAGCAAAAGGAUACAGUGGGAUUUCACUGGAAACUCUCCAGCAAGUUAUUGAAGCAUUUAAUGCAUCCUGCCUGCCCUAUAUACCUGAGAAAGGGACAGUUGGAGCCAGUGGAGACUUAGCCCCUCUUUCUCAUCUUGCUUUGGGGUUGAUAGGAGAAGGAAAGAUGUGGUCCCCAAAGAGUGGCUGGGCUGAUGCUAAAUAUGUGCUGCAAGCCCAUGGCCUGAAGCCGAUAACCUUGAAACCAAAGGAGGGUCUGGCUCUUAUCAAUGGAACCCAAAUGAUCUCCUCGCUGGGAUGUGAAGCAGUGGAACGAGCCAGCGCUAUUGCUAGGCAAGCGGACAUAGUUUCUGCACUGACACUUGAAGUCCUGAAGGGUACAACUAGAGCCUUUGACACUGAUAUUCAUGCAGUGCGUGCCCAUCGGGGGCAGAUUGAAGUGGCAUUCCGAUUUAGGUCACUUUUAGACUCUGACCAUCAUCCAUCAGAAAUAGCAGAGAGUCACAGAUUUUGUGACAGAGUUCAGGAUGCAUAUACGCUGCGCUGUUGCCCUCAGGUCCACGGCGUGGCGAAUGACACAAUAGCUUUUGUAAAGGACAUAAUCAUGACUGAAAUUAACAGUGCAACGGACAAUCCUAUGGUUUUUGCUGAAAGGGGAGAGACCAUUUCUGGAGGAAAUUUUCAUGGUGAAUACCCUGCAAAGGCUCUGGACUACCUGUCAAUUGGUGUCCAUGAACUUGCUGCAAUUAGUGAAAGAAGGAUUGAGAGACUAUGCAACCCAUCUCUCAGUGAGCUGCCUGCAUUUCUAGUCACCGAAGGCGGUCUGAACUCUGGUUUCAUGAUUGCGCACUGCACAGCAGCGGCCCUGGUUUCUGAGAAUAAAGCCUUGUGCCACCCCUCUUCUGUGGAUUCUCUCUCAACCAGUGCUGCUACAGAGGACCAUGUGUCCAUGGGCGGAUGGGCUGCACGAAAAGCACUGAAAGUUAUUGAACAUGUUGAACAAGUGUUGGCCAUUGAACUUCUUGCAGCCUGCCAGGGCAUUGAGUUCCUACGCCCCCUGAGAACAACCACCCCAUUGGAGAAAGUCUAUGACCUUGUGCGCUCUGUUGUAAGGCCUUGGCUAAAGGAUCGCUUCAUGGCCCCAGACAUUGAGGCAGCUCACAGGCUGCUUGUGGAGCAGAAGGUUUGGGAAGUAGCUGAACCUUACAUUGAAAAAUAUAGACGGGAGCAUAUUCCUGAAUCAAGACCUGUUUCACCCACAGCCUUUUCUCUGGAUUCAUUGAGAAUGAAUAAAUGUGUUGGGACUGAUCACAGUGAUCAGGAAGAACUUUAAUGUGCUAUGAAGUCUGGUACAUAGAAAAUCCUUUUUCAGUGCUUUGUUUGAUGGAGAUUGUUUUAUUAUGAUACAACAUGGUUUCUUCCUGGAAUAUAAAGGAAGCGUGUGUAGGUAGUUGUCUCACCUGUAAAAAGAUCCUGUUGGAUUGUAGAGUGGAUUAGAUUGAAUUUGCUGAUGGUCUAAUUUAAACAAUGGUCUAAAUACAACCGUAUUGGUACAACUCCAUUGACUUCAGGGGACUUGCUCCCGCUAAUGCUGGCACUGAAUUUGGCCAAAUGAGAUCAAACAUGAAAUAAUCAGUUACAAGAGAAAUGCAUCAAAUCAUACAGUCCUUAAUCAGGCAAAACUUCCACUGAAGCCAAUGGGAGUUUAGCCUAAGAACUGCUUGAUUUGGCCUAAUAUCUUUAUUUACUAAAAAUAUGUGGAAUGGACACUUUACAUAGUACAGAGUUUACUAACUGCAAUGGCAGAAUAUUACUGGGGUUACCUUUUCCUUACUGAUUUAAAAAUCAAACCGUGAUAUUCCUAUAAAAAGUAAAUUCUUCAUGUGAAUAAACCUGGCUAUUUAUGCAUAUGUAAUCCACCCACUCUGCAGGUGGUGAAAUAAUUU
Molecule: messenger RNA, 2596 nt
Organism: Caretta caretta (loggerhead turtle)
Lineage: Eukaryota; Metazoa; Chordata; Testudines; Cheloniidae
Gene: HAL
Product: histidine ammonia-lyase
Biological process (GO): L-histidine catabolic process
Cellular component (GO): cytoplasm
Molecular function (GO): histidine ammonia-lyase activity
Source: RefSeq, a predicted model, not a curated record